Molecule: messenger RNA, 1281 nt
Organism: Erpetoichthys calabaricus (reedfish)
Lineage: Eukaryota; Metazoa; Chordata; Cladistia; Polypteriformes; Polypteridae
Product: B-cell receptor CD22-like
Exons: 5
Coding region: 252-1259 (335 amino acids)
Source: RefSeq, a predicted model, not a curated record
UGACAUCUUCCGGGCAACGCAAUGUAACUAAUGUGUGUCUGAGGGUCUGAGAGAACCGCUGGGAGAUAAACCACUGAUGGGCCUGGACUUGAACUCAGACUCCAGGAACUGUAACACCAACUUCUGUGACAACUAAAAAGUGAACAGAGAACCUUACCAUUGACGUCUUUUGGACUGUGGCACAGGAGGAGAGUAAAUCAGCUCUAAACUCACUCCAUGUUCCUUUUUUAUUUCAGGCCUCUUGAGACAACAUGCUGCUCUUGAUGUUUCUGGUUGCUGCUGCUUCCUCUGUGGUCGGUUGGAGUGAGUGGGGAGCCACUUAUAAGCCACAGCAGAUCUGCGCAUUUGAAGGAUCAACUGUGAGGAUUAACUGCGUGUACAAACAUCCUUCAUAUGUUUAUAUUCAAAGAGAAAUGUGGUUUUAUGGUCCUUGGGAAUACAACAAAAUAGUCGAUGGAGAAACCACAGUGUAUCACACAGAUGAGCAGGAAGUGUCCAUCAGUCACAGACACCGAGUUGAGUUCUUGGGGAACAAAAACAAAAUGUGCUCCAUAAAUAUCAGCAACGUGAGCAGAGAGGAGAGCGGUUUCUACAAGUUUAGAUUUGAGGGGUCGGGUUUCACACAAUACUGGACCAAAGUGCCAGGAGUCAACGUGACCAUCACAGGUCUAAUGGUUGAAGCAACAGCAAAGAAGGUAAUGGAAAAUGACUCAGUAACCCUGAGGUGCAAUACCAACUGCAGUCUUAAUGGCAGCGUCUUCUCCUGGUUCAGAAAUGGACGACGCUUAAAUCAAAACUUAAGGGAGCAUCACAUCCGCAGAGUCUCCUAUGAGGACCAUGCCAGCUUCUCUUGUCAGACUGGGAAUGUCUCAUCCCCAGAGCUUCUACUAAAUGUCGAGUAUGCUCCCAAGAAUGCAUUUAUCACAGUUAAGCCCUCCACUCGUAUAGAAGGAAAAUCGGUGACGUUACAUUGCAAAGCUUUGGCAAACCCUCAUGGCACCUACACCUGGGUCAAGGAGAACACCAGCCAUGUAGGAACAGGGGAGCAACUCCACAUCAGUGAGUUUAACAAAAGUCACCAGGGUUCUUAUUACUGUGAAGCCACAAACAACUAUGGGAUGACAAACUCUGCUGCAGUCCAACUAACAAUAAAUGAAAGCAUGAAUGGUUCAGAGAACAAGAAUUAUCUUCUGUAUCCUUUAUUGGGUGUUGUCGUCCUAGCAGGACCUGCAUUGCCAAUUUUUGUAUUUCUAAGGUAAAGGGGUCUCUAUUAUUAUUAUU